Messenger RNA from Belonocnema kinseyi, 1113 nucleotides. RefSeq lists its product as uncharacterized. NCBI's taxonomy places the organism in Eukaryota, Metazoa, Arthropoda, Insecta, Hymenoptera, Cynipidae. The coding region runs from base 256 to 1059 and encodes 267 amino acids. The record is from RefSeq and is a predicted model, not a curated record. The transcript is spliced from 3 exons.
ACUGAUCUUAGACCAAGAUGAAACGCGAUACUUUUCGAUAGCAAAAUUGACCAGAGUUUCUAAAAUUGUCGAAUCCGCGUGGAUCUCCGUAUUUAAAGCUUUAUUACGCCAAGGUCAAAAUUCCGGACAUUUGUGCAGUUAACGGAUGUUACAAAAAAGGUGAUAAAAAUAAUCCAGCCAUCAGUUUUUUAUCGUUUCCAAAAAGUUCACAUUAUCGCACAUUGUGGCUGAAAGUGUGUAAAAGGAAGAAAGUCAAUGUUAAAAGUGUCUCAGUAUUUUCGAGAAAAGUCAUUUGUUGACGUUAUGCUGAUCACAACACCAAGGAAAAAGCUUCGUGAUGAUGCCGUCCCAACAGAAAAACUUUCGCCAAGUGAGGGUGAUCAUGUGCAAGAGGGUGCGACAGAAGAAUCUUUAGGAAGUGACAAUCCUGAGUCAGGGAGUAAUGCAGACCAUAACGAUAGUGGACAUGGCUCACCGGGUACCGACUGCGGACAUGGCUUACCAGAUAUCAAUAAUGAUAUUAUUGACUUCAUAAAUGCUUUAAUAUCACAACCCUUAUCCGAAAAAAAUUUUGCAGAAGUUUUCGAAAGGUUAGCAAAGGCAAAAGCGGAAGUUACUGGAGAUAUAGAAGAGCUGUUAAAAGAGCAGAAUGCAGAAACGUCCCAAGGUGCGGCAACUGAUAAGGUAAAAACUGACUAUCUCCAGGAAAUUAAAUACCUCAAAAGGGAAAGAGACCAUUACUUCGUCAAUUGGGUUGCAUCAGUGAAAAGGGAGGCUUUGUGGAAGAGAGGUUGUCACAUGUACAAAACAAGAGCAGAGUACGCAGAAUCAAAAUUGAGAUUUGUUUAUAGAGAAAAGGAGGGAAUUGUUCUUAGACUGAGAGAAAUAUUCACUCCUGGAAAAGUAAAUAUGCUACUGAAUCCUGGAAAGCGAACGACAUGGAACCUUGAAGAUAUUGCAGGUGCAAUUUCCAUACUUGCUCUUACUGCCAAAAGUUACGAGUAUCUCAUGGCUGUCUUAAAAAUUCCAUUACCAGGGCUAACGACAUUAAGACGCUGAAUAGGUACAUUUGACUCUGAUUCAGGUGUUUUAAAACAAGUACUGAAAAUUAUG